AUGCUGGGCGUGGACAGGGGCGUGGACAGGGGCGUGGACAGGGGCGUAGACAGGGGCGUGGACAGGGGUGUGGACAGGGGCGUGGACAGGGGUGUGGACAGGGGCGUGGACAGGGGCGUGCUCCGCCCCCUCUCCAGCCACCUGGUCCGCAGUCCAUCCACCUGGUCCGCAGUCCAGCCACCUGGUCCACAGUCCAUCCACCUGGUCCGCAGUCCAGCCACCUGGUCCACAGUCCAUCCACCUGGUCCACAGUCCAUCCACCUGAUCCGCAGUCCAGCCACCUGGUCCUCAGUUCAUCCACCUGGUCCGCAGUCCAUCCACCUGGUCCGCAGUCCAUCCACCUGUCCACCCUACCCAGUCUACAUCUCCCCCUACCCAGUCUAUCCUACCCAGUCUACCAUACCCAGUCUAUACCUCCCCUACCCAGUCUACCCCUCCCCCUACCCAGCCUCCCUCUACCCAGCCUACCCCUACCCAAUCUACCCUUACCCAGCCUACCCCUACCCAGCCUACCCCUACCCAGCCUACCCCUACCCAGCCUACCCUUACCCAGUCUACCCCUACCCAGUCUACCCCUACCCAGCCUACCCCUACCCAGCCUACUCCUACCCAGCCUACUCCUACCCAGCCUACCCCUACCCAAUCUACCCUUACCCAGCCUACCCCUACCCAUUCUACCCCUACCCAGCCUACCCUUACCCAGCCUACCCUUACCCAGCCUACCCUUACCCAGCCUACCCCUACCCAGCCUACCCCUACCCAGCCUACCCCUACCCAGCCUACCCCUACCCAGCCUACUCCUACCCAGCCUACCCUUACCCAGCCUACCCCUCUCUAGGGUCCCUCCUGAUCUGUCAUCGGUAG
Salvelinus namaycush (lake trout) is the source of this 864-nucleotide messenger RNA. Its product is annotated as repetitive proline-rich cell wall protein 1-like. The transcript is spliced from 4 exons. Bases 1 to 864 code for a protein of 287 amino acids. NCBI's taxonomy places the organism in Eukaryota, Metazoa, Chordata, Actinopteri, Salmoniformes, Salmonidae. The record is from RefSeq and is a predicted model, not a curated record.